UCUAAACCGUUAUCUGGCAACACUAUUUACAUAUAUAUCCAGCAACUAUUUAUUAAAAAUAAGCAACGACCUGUGACAACGAAUAACGAAUAGCUCAACGAAAUGGCAACGCGCGGCGGUCCUAUGGUCUCCGGCACCGAUGGAAACGAUUUCGAGUUCAGGCAGCGCGUAGCUGGCACAUAUCAAAUUAGUCUACUGAACAAGUCUCGCUUGAAGUACUGCAUUUUCUUUCACGCCCUGCUCUUCUUCGUAAUGCUGGCCAAGCUCACGUCGGACAUACUGGACCGGCUGGAUAUAUUUGUGCUGGAGAUCGAGGAACUGGAGAUACCGCCGCCGUUGUGGUGGGAGUACGUCUGGGCUGGUUCGUUGCUCACCUCAUUUUUGGGUCUGUCAGCGGCGCGUGGAAACAAGGUGCGCGAAAUGCAGAAAUACAUGAUUGCUAUCCUGGUGUUUGCGGUCCUGCCACUUUUCUACUGCUUUGCCUACUACUUUUCUGACGUUUGGGAGUUUGCCACGCUGGACAAGUCCGUGGAUUUGGAUGAGACUGAUAUUUUCGUGUGGCGUGGCUACCCGUACGGAGUGUUCUGGUAUGCAUUCUGCUUUGUAGGCUUCCAGGUGCAUGGAUUCACGCUGUACUUCGCCUACAAUCUAGUCAAGGCCUGGAAGGCCCGCACCGCCACACGAAAGUUCCAGUAGGAACCUUCGGCGGAGCUCCAGUCGCCGAGAGAAAUCCUAAUACUCGCCAAACUAUUAGACGUCAAGAAGCAAGGAGUAGCAAGGGUAGCAGAGAGAAGCUGUAGGGCUAGUUGUAAAUAAUUUGGAAAAACGAAACACGAAACUAACUCGAUACACUAGUGCACAAAAUGCGUAAUGAAACUAUGAUAAAAUUUUAAAUUAAAGUUAUGCAGCUGUUAAGGUAUCGCACAUUUUAGUCAUACAAGAAGAGAAAGCAUAUUGUCGGGACAAAACGAAGCGUCAACGUUAAAGUUAUUGUUAGUUGAAAGUUAAACCGUUCAAAAUAAUUAACUAGACUUAUCCAUAUACACCCAUAGACCUAUAUAUAUAUACACAUUCAUACACACGCAGCCUUGUGAGGUCAACUUAAGACAAGAAAGCAACUGAAGCCACCAAAUUUCCCCGAGUCGGAAUAAAAACAAAAACCAACCUAGAAAAUCACUUCAUUUUUGCUUACUUACAUUUCGACGUGCCUCGUGUUUGUUAGAAACGUUUUUUAUAUAUUUACACAUGAAUAUAUACACAUCUAUCAUCUAUGUUGUCUGCGGAUGAGUACUUCCUCGCUUAGUUUAUAGUUGGUUUUCUUUUUUACAUUUUUUUUUAUUGUUUUUCAUAAAGGUUUUAUUUUAAAUUUUUUUCAUUUUUGAAUGUUACUGAAAUUUUUUUGAUCGCACAGAAUCACUCUGUGUGCCGUCUUGUGUCGAAUUUUAUAGAAACUGCCCCCAAACUAUUUACAACUUUCUAUCACAUUUUACACAUAAAAAUCAAAUGCAAUUUGAGUGUUGGAGCAAAGUUCAUCUAUUUUCUAAUCGUCAAUAAUAUUGUGUAAUGACAAGCAAGUCGAAAAACUAAACUGAGAAUUGAAUUUAAAUGUAAUAAUGUUUUUUAAAUCGUAAUUUAUUAUUCGAAUUUUUAAGUAGUUUUUUAUAAAUCGAUCAAUAAAAAUACAUAUAUAUUUGUUCUUCUGAGUGGGUUAAAA
Drosophila bipectinata is the source of this 1714-nucleotide messenger RNA. RefSeq names its product jagunal (gene jagn). Gene Ontology annotation, biological process: vesicle-mediated transport; endoplasmic reticulum organization. Lineage: Eukaryota; Metazoa; Arthropoda; Insecta; Diptera; Drosophilidae. The record is from RefSeq and is a predicted model, not a curated record. Gene Ontology annotation, cellular component: endoplasmic reticulum membrane.